This is a messenger RNA of Cuscuta epithymum, 1340 nucleotides long. NCBI's taxonomy places the organism in Eukaryota, Viridiplantae, Streptophyta, Magnoliopsida, Solanales, Convolvulaceae. The record is from the annotation of a GenBank genome assembly.
UCCUCCCCACUCAUAAGUCCUAACUCACACGCACAAAGACACCACAGCAGAUGAUCUAAGAGAGAAAGAAAGAAAGAGAGAGAUGAGAAGCGCAUCCCAAGCCACACUAGACCACAUCUUGUUUCAGGAGGAUCAAGAUCAUAUGUCAUCCCUGCAACAGCUUCAGUUUUUAUGCUGCAAUAAUAAUAAUACCACUCUUCCAUUUGAGACUCUAAAAACCCUCAUCACACCCUCUCUUGCCCCACUGCCUUCUCUCCAUGAAUCUUCAUCCCCUCAUCAUAAUAACCUUCAUCAAAGAGACGGCAUAUCUUCCCACUUUGGAGCACCCCAACUCCUUUCCUUGCAGAGAUCCACUCCAUACUUGUGGGAAUGGGAAGAAAUGAAUGAGUGCAUAAAGAGGAGUAAGAAGUUGGGGGUGACAUCAUUAGGAGCAGCAGCCAUGAAGAUGAAGAAGUCAACCAGAAGGAAGGUGAGAGAGCCAAGGUUCAGCUUCAAGACCAUGAGUGAUGUGGAUGUGUUGGAUGAUGGGUAUAAGUGGAGAAAAUAUGGCCAAAAAGUUGUCAAGAACACCCAACAUCCCAGGAGUUAUUAUAGAUGCACGCAAGAUAAUUGUCGGGUUAAGAAACGCGUGGAGAGGUUAGCAGAGGAUCCAAGAAUGGUAAUAACAUCAUACGAAGGUCGACAUGUCCAUUCCCCAUCUCGCGAUGAUGAUGAUGAUCUGCAUUCGUCAUCUCAACACAAUCAUAUAUUUUGUAGUGGAAUGGAAGACUUCCAAGCAAGAGACUACUGCGUACUCGACUACUCAGUCCCACCACAUUGCUACAUUAGAAGCAACUGAGGUGGUCAUUUGGAUGCACGAGUUUCUCAACGAAUUAGAGGUGGUCCUGAAUGAUUGAUGUCUAAUAACUAUUUAUUGUGAUAAUACACUGUUAUUGCACAAACAAAGGAACCAAGAUGCAACAAAAAUAAUGGACAUGUUCCAAAGCACUAUCGUGUGGUUCGAGAGUUGAUAGCGAGAGGAGAAGCAACAAUAGAAUGUGUUCCCACUAAGGACAAUUUCGCUAUUCCAACCUUUGAGCUGUGAAUAAGACGGACUACACAUUUUGAGAAUCUAGGUGUUAGAUUCGAUGGUGAUUGGCACUAGGCCAAGUAGGAGAUUGUUAUAUGUAUGUCUUAGAGACAAUCACUAGUAUGAUAUAUAUGUAUUUGAACAAUAAUAUCCUAAGUAAGUGAGAGUCUGUAUAUCGUACCAUCAGUUGUAUGGUGUGCACUGUACAGCCGGUGGUAUUUUGGUAAUUUUAGUUGAAAAUUGUGGCUUCAUUUAGUUGAAUAUCAAUGUA